This is a messenger RNA of Anoplopoma fimbria (sablefish), 987 nucleotides long. Its product is annotated as olfactory receptor 1-like. The record is from RefSeq and is a predicted model, not a curated record. The transcript has a single exon. The coding region runs from base 1 to 987 and encodes 328 amino acids. Gene Ontology annotation, cellular component: membrane. Lineage: Eukaryota; Metazoa; Chordata; Actinopteri; Perciformes; Anoplopomatidae. Gene Ontology annotation, biological process: G protein-coupled receptor signaling pathway. Gene Ontology annotation, molecular function: G protein-coupled receptor activity; olfactory receptor activity.
AUGAAUUUAUUCAACUCGGCUCUCGGGAAAAACAUCACGUUUGUUCAUCCUGCGUACUUCAUAAUAAGUGGCUUAUCCGGCAUCCCAGACAUGAAGUAUUACUAUGUCUUUCUCUGUUUUGUUUAUAUCUUUUCAGUGCUUGGAAACACAGCUGUGAUGGCAGUAAUAUACUUGGAUCAUAAUCUGAGAACUCCAAAAUAUAUUGCAGUUUUUAAUCUAGCAUUUGUGGACCUGUUUGGUAGCUCUGCUCUGGUGCCGAAGCUUCUUGACAUCUUUAUGAUGAACCAUCGCAACAUCCCCUACAACGACUGCUUGACGUUUCUUUUUUUCUGCUACACCUGCCUUGGCAUGCAAUCAUUUAAUCUGGUUGCACUCUCCUAUGACAGACUUAUUGCCAUCAUCUACCCUCUGCACUAUCAAGUGAAGGUGACCCACAGGUUCAUGCUGUCUAUGAUUGCCUCUUUCUGGGUCUUUGUUAUAAUUGCUGCACUUAUUUCAGUUGGCCUUCUCACAAGACUUUCCUUCUGUAAAUCUGUGGUUAUUAACAGCUAUUUCUGUGACUAUGGCCAGAUAUACAGGCUGGCAUGCAAUGACUAUUUCCCUAAUUAUGUCAUUAGUUGUCUGUUCCCUGCUCUUACUUUUUGGGGUCCAUUCGUUUUUAUCUUGUUAAGUUACCUAUAUAUUGGCUGCACUUUGGCUAAAGUGGCAAGCGUUCGAGAAGGUCUCAAGGCCUUUAAAACAUGCACAGCUCAUCUCUCAUUGGUGGCAAUAUAUUUCAUUCCAGUGUUAAUCACAUCCGGCAGUACUCUAAUGGACAAUAUACAUCCAAAUGCCAGGAUCAUGAACCUGUCUUUGACCUCUAUUUUUCCUCCCAUGUUGAACCCAAUCAUUUAUGUUCUGCAGACACAAGAAAUCAAAAAAUCUGUGAAAAGGUUAUUGAAAAUCAGAGGGAAAUCCAAAGUAAUUAAGAAAUUAACCAUAACGUGA